CGAACAUAAAUUUCAUCGUUGUAGGAUGUAAGACAAUUUUCCUCUCAGCUUCAAGCUACGUAAUUGAGGAGUUAAAUGAGAGCCUAAGAAGCAUAUAAACUUCAAAGGUUGAGCAAAAAAGUUCAAUUUCUAAAAUUCUCUGGAUCUAAUAAUUAAAAACUUUCAUCUGUGCACAAAUAGACUAAAAUGGAACCAAAUUCAAUCAUCAUCUUUAUUAUUGUCUUCUGUUCAAUCUUUUGCCUCUCAAUUCCUGCUGAUUUCGAAUGCGACUUCAAACUUGCAAAUUUCUGGGUUGUUGGACAAAAGUACAGUUGUGAAGUCAUGAACAAUCCACAAAUAUCAACUGUCGAAUCAGCUUUAAUCAGAAAUAUAAUUGGUGACCAUGAAGACAGUAAAUCUAUUGAUGACGUAACAUUCUUUCGGGCUGAUAAUAAAGGAAUUGAAUAUUUUCCAAGAGGAUUAGAAAAAUUCUUUAUAAACCUGCAAGGAAUUGUCAUUGGAGUUAAUAAGUUAAAGGAAAUAAGAUCCUCUGACCUUAAGCCAUUCCCAAAUCUUACAUACCUUAAUCUAGGUGAAAAUCUCAUUCAAGUUUUGGAAGAUGGAGUUUUCGAUUAUAAUCCAGAACUAGAAGUUUUGGCAUUUUGGGGUGAUAAAAUCAUUCAUAUAGGAGAACAUGUAUUUAGCAAUUUGCAAAAGCUUACUUCAUUAGGUCUAGGGAAUAAUGUGUGUAUUGUGCUGAUUGCAGAGCAGAAUACGACAGCAGUCCAAAAUAUUAUCAAUAAAGCAAGGAUUCAAUGCAAGAAUUACGUUUUCCUGAAGUUAGAUGGGAAGAUUAAAGGUCUUGAAUCUGAUGCUACGAAUAUAAACCAUAGAAAUGUUCAAUCUUUCAAACAAAAUAUUUACAAUUUAGAAUGUGAAAUCAGGAACUCGAAAUUCUCAUUUUUAUCAAGUUUCCAAGAAAGGAUUCAAAAGUUAAAGGCACAAAAAUUUGAAACAAAAGUUACUGCUCAAGACGAUAAAAGUUUAUUAAAUGAAGUUCGGACUUUACACAAUGAACUUAAAAUUAAUACCUUUGAGAGGUUCCAAAAAAUUGAUAAAGACCUCGAAACAACUCGAAUUGAUAUUUUAAAGUCAAUCGAUUUGAAGAUUUCAGAACUUGAAAAGCGUUUGUUAGACAAAAUUGAAGCAGUUUUGGUUAAAAGUGUCGCAAGAAUAAAUUAAAAGCUGUAAAGAAUGGAAUAUAAAGUUUUUAGUCUUAAGAACAAAGUACAACACGUUAAGUUUCAAAAAGGCACAGAAGUUUACAAAAGACACAAUGAUUAUGCAACAUUCUUUGAAAUAAAAUGACUUAAAAC
Messenger RNA from Chironomus riparius, 1355 nucleotides. Lineage: Eukaryota; Metazoa; Arthropoda; Insecta; Diptera; Chironomidae. The record is from the annotation of a GenBank genome assembly.